Molecule: messenger RNA, 1029 nt
Organism: Pseudophryne corroboree (corroboree frog)
Lineage: Eukaryota; Metazoa; Chordata; Amphibia; Anura; Myobatrachidae
Product: probable N-acetyltransferase 16
Exons: 4
Coding region: 1-1029 (342 amino acids)
Molecular function (GO): acyltransferase activity, transferring groups other than amino-acyl groups
Source: RefSeq, a predicted model, not a curated record
AUGUCUGUCCAAGUAAAUGUCCUGCCUGCCACCGCUGCAGACUACGAAGAGGUGAUGUCCAUCUCUGGUGGAGUAUAUGAAGGAGGGGACUACCUGCCUUACAGGUACCAUGAAUGGCUGGAGGACCCUCGUAGGAGGAUGUUUCUGGCCAAGAGUGACGGGAAAGUAGUGGGCUUUGAGACGUUCUUACUGGUGGAUGGUGGAGUUACUGCCGUGGUGGAAGGUCUUCGGGUAGCACCGUGGAUGAGAGGACAUGGAGUGGCUGGUAUCAUUCAAAAACAUACAAUAGACACUCUACGUUCUGACCACCCUGAUGUUGCAACACUCCGUCUGACCCAUUCGGAGAAUCCUCCACCCUCCCUGCUGAAGAAGUACACCCUGAUCAGCUCCAAGGCAAUAAAAUCGAUUCUUCUCCCCGCUGACCAGUUUGAAGAAGGGCUCAAGUUGUUGGAAAGUCGAGUGGACAAUUCUGAAAGCUCCAUAAACCACUCUGUCCUUGGACCUACUCAGGUGCUGAAACUCUUUGAGGGAACAAACAUAGAAGACCUACUUCCUUCAGGAAGACUGGUUCAGAGUCGACUUGCUCUGACCACCCAUAGAGCCAACCUGGAGCUACUUCUGGAACGGAGGAUCGUUUGGCUCUAUUCCCAUGCAUCUACCCCCACCUCAUCUGAUUCCACACUUACUACUCAGUCCCAUCACAUUUAUGCUUCUCCUCUCUCAUCAAUAAAUACAUCUUUCCCUCGGUUCCUCAGCCUUGGUACCCCUCCAUACCCAGUCCCAUUUGCAAAGGGUGCCAACCGUGUGGACAUUGACUUGUUUGGUAAUGACCCGGUAUGUGCCAAGAUCCAUGUCCUAAAGCAGUUACAGAUGGGGACACAGGGUCUGCCUGCAGGGGGCGAUAUCAUUUGCGUCCUUUAUGCAGAGGAGAGUCUCCGGGCUGUACUCAAUGACCUGUGCGAAGAGUUAGCUACAUUCUUCAAACACAGGCAACAGCUAGUGUUAGAAAUGAACAUCUCUGGGUUUUGA